Messenger RNA from Micropterus dolomieu (smallmouth bass), 1940 nucleotides. It is a transcript of the gene tmem88b, whose product is annotated as transmembrane protein 88 b. Gene Ontology annotation, cellular component: plasma membrane. The coding region runs from base 455 to 1138 and encodes 227 amino acids. Gene Ontology annotation, molecular function: PDZ domain binding. The record is from RefSeq and is a predicted model, not a curated record. Lineage: Eukaryota; Metazoa; Chordata; Actinopteri; Centrarchiformes; Centrarchidae. The transcript is spliced from 3 exons.
AUAAAACGAGGAAGGCAGACAGGAGUUUGACGUACUUAAAACAAAGACCACUGCAAUUGUGAGUUGUUUUCAGCCGCUGAGGCACAGGAAUUUGACAUUGCAUGUGGAAAAGAAAACAGACUCUGGGACGUAAUCAGCUCCACUGACAACUCUGGAUAGUGGAGAGAAGAAGCAGCAGGAGGCCAGAGCUGCAGGAAGCCGAAAUACCAACAUACCUCCACUAAACAGAUAAGGCUUUAGGAGGGAACCUCUGAAACACACACCACAAGCUCUUUCAACUUCCCGCAAGGAAAGGAGAGGCAAAGUCACCCUGUUCUUAGAGAGAAGGGAAUAAAGAGAGAACGCGUGUGUGCAGGACUGACCGGACUGAAGUGGUCUUGAGAGGUUAGAAAACAGCAACAAUCUGGAGGACGAACAGCAAGAGGUCCACCUAGCCCCACAGCACAAUUUUGCUAUGAGUAUGUCCGGUACUCUAGAGAAGGGGGCCCACCACCAGGCCCUGGACUUGUCCGAGGAACUGCCGCAUCAUCACCACCAUCACCAUAUCAACCACAACCAGCAUCUUCACCACUCCAACUCCCUGGCCUCCACCGCCGCUGUGGGUGGAGGCAGAGAAACGCCCUCACGCGUGGUCGUACCUCCUCCUUACUCGGCAGCCGAGAGCGGCGGCGGGGGCAGCGAGGCCCCUCUCGAGCUGCGGGGGUCCCUCGACUGCUGGGCCUGCUCGGUGCUGGUGACGGCGCAGAACCUGGUCAUCGCCGCGAUCAACGCCUGCCUCGCCGGACUGGUGUUCGGGACCAUCCUGACACCGGCCAUCGUCAUGGUGGUGUUCGGCUUCCUGUGCCACUCUACUGUCCGCCCUCACGGGACGACCCCCUACUGCUCAGACCUGCUGACUGACGGAGGCUGUGUGGCUCUGCUGGUGGUGGGCUUCCUCUUGGUCACCCCUCUGCUGGUCCUGGCGCUGGCCGCAUACUGCCGCCUGGCCCGACACCUCCAGCUGGGCCUGUGCUUCAUACCGUACAGCCGGGCCGUGUACAAGAACCUGCCGGCCACCCAGCACCGGGGCCUGGGCACUGGCUGCUGCGGCGGCCGAGACGGAGCCAGCAGUAGCGGGAAGGGAAAAGUCUGGGUGUGAGAAGAAGGUGGGAGGAAGGGGAAGAGGGGGAGGGUGGGAGAAAGGCCAUUAGACGAAGAAUAUGAAGGGAACUGAACACAAGAGCAGGGUGUGAUGACUAUGAAAGGGCAGUGGAUAUAAGGAACAGAACAGUGUAUACGAGAGAAGGGACCAAUUUGCAAAUGGCAAUAACAACCAGCUGGUUAGAAAAUAAGUUAACUUAAGCAGUUGUGUUUGUUGGCAUUAUUCCACGGGACACAUUACUAUGUUACUGGAGUAACUUUCCAGUUACAACACGGUGUGUUUAAGUAUUGAACAGAGGGCCGAGUACAAACACAGCACGUAUUCUCUGGACAACGUAACAGGGACACAUGGCCGAGCAGAAUGUAUGUGUCCAGGGCAAAUGCAUAUUGUUUCAUGUAAACAAUCAUAGAAACAAGAAAACAGCAUACUAAAAUAAAUACAUUCACAACUGUCUAUGUAAGCUAUUAACUGAAAGAAUCAAAUGGUGCCUAACAAAGUUUGCUCAAGUUAAAGAAAUUAGCAAAUUGGAUAUACUAAGUUGUCAUAAUAAAAAAAUAAAGCAUUUAAUCAAACCUGCAUACAACCUUAACAUUCCUGAACGAAUCAAGGAAAGGAGAAAAACUGAAAAUAGCACACAUCAAAAAGGUUGUAUCGACACUAAACGAUACUUGUAUCUCGUCACAUUUAUGUUAUUAUGAAAAAACAUGUUUGUCUAUUGUAGUUCUCUGUUAAGUUGUUCCAAACUGUGAGGGCGAUUUCUCAUGUUAUUUCUUGUUUUCUAAUAAAGUUUUUGGAUUCA